Messenger RNA from Miscanthus lutarioriparius, 792 nucleotides. The record is from the annotation of a GenBank genome assembly. Lineage: Eukaryota; Viridiplantae; Streptophyta; Magnoliopsida; Poales; Poaceae.
AUGAACUCCCUGCUCGCCAUGCUCUCUGCAAUGGUUGAUGGGGAGUAUGAUGGGGAGUAUGAGCUCCUUGGAGGCACCAAGUCCGACAUCGCUUUUCUGUGGAACGAGCUCAGCAGCAUGAACGCCCUGCUUGAGAAGCUGGCAGCAGCGGAGAAACUUGACGUGCAGGUACAGGUUUGGAGGGACAACAUACGGGAACUAAGCUAUGAUAUCGAAGAUUGCAUUGACAUGUUUAUGCAGAAGCUCAACCAUGGCGACGCCGCCAAGGCAGGUAAUUUUGUUAAGAAGAUAAUUGGUAAGGUUAAAAAGCUAUGGUCAGGCUUCCAGAUGGCUAACCAGAUUCACGAGCUCAAGGCUCGUGUAGUUGAGGAGAGUGAGCGUCGCUUGAGAUACAAGUACAACGAAUCGAUCUCCACCGCGGGCAAAGUGGAGAUUGAUCCACGAUUGCCAGCGCUGUAUGUGGAAGCAGAGAAACUUGUUGGUAUCGACGGUCCUAUUCAGAAUCUCAUGGAUUGGUUGAUGAAAGACGACUCAACACAACAGCUUAGAGUGGUGUCUAUUGUGGGUUUUGGAGGCCUCGGCAAAACAACUCUUGCGAACCAAGUGUAUCGCAAAAUCAAGAGUCAAUUUGAUUGUACAGCUUUUGUACCAGUUUCGCGAAGUCCCGUCAUAAAGAAGAUACUCCGUGAUCUGCUUACAGAACUGGGUAGUAGUAAGAGUCAUUCAUCAUCAGACGACGAUGAGCGGCAACUCAUAAAUGAGGUCAGAGCAUACCUACAAGAUAAAAGGUAA